This is a messenger RNA of Belonocnema kinseyi, 2451 nucleotides long. RefSeq names its product phosphatidylserine lipase ABHD16A. NCBI's taxonomy places the organism in Eukaryota, Metazoa, Arthropoda, Insecta, Hymenoptera, Cynipidae. The coding region runs from base 159 to 1820 and encodes 553 amino acids. The record is from RefSeq and is a predicted model, not a curated record. Gene Ontology annotation, molecular function: glycerophospholipase activity; monoacylglycerol lipase activity. The transcript has 11 exons. Gene Ontology annotation, biological process: monoacylglycerol catabolic process; phosphatidylserine catabolic process. Gene Ontology annotation, cellular component: endomembrane system.
AAGCUCCGUAGCUUCUGACGUCAUUAUAGUUAGCAGUAAGCCCACGUAAGCCGUAAGCCGCGUUGGCGACUUUUGGCCUGCAGCUGCAGUGCAGCAGGUUUCCGAAUACAUAUAGCGAUUUGAAAAAAAUAUUGCAUGUAAGGAAAAAGUGGUGCGAAAUGUCGCUAAUUCGAACCCUUUGGCGAUGCACAUUUAGUCCUCGAUUGUAUAAAAUUUACGAAGUUACAUGGCUCAGUAACCUUGCCGAUAAACCGUACGAGCCAAGGAGUUUGGAACGAUGGGGCGAUCAAGUUAUUACUUCUUUUGUCGCGAUGUGGUCCCUGGGGCUCUAUACAUUUCCUUUAGUGGCAAUGCUAAUGUACCGACGCAUUACUCCACUUGUGGAUAUUUAUUCCCUGUCAAAAUUCAUGGCAGGUGCAGGAAUAAUCCUCGUUACUUCGCUGGUCGCUCGAGGUUAUUCCAGAGCUAGCAACCCGAUUUACGCAAAAUUUAUAAAGACUCUGGAAGAAGCUAAAAUAAGAGAUCACUCAGAAGCGAGAAAGGAACUGAAUAAAUACGAUUUCGAAUUUUGGGCAUGGCCCGUGGAUUUUCAAGUUCCAAAAACAGACGGAGGGGUGCGGGUACAAAAGCAGACCUUGGAGAAAUUAUUCAGUUCCCAAAGUAGUAGUAGGAGGCAAACCAGCAGAGAAUAUUUUGCCACUUUGCCUUGUAAAGUAAUAUCCUACAUCACUGCUCACACUGUAGCUGUGAAACUAAUGUAUCCAGGAAGCGUAACUUUCCUCAACUGGGUUUUGAGAACAACACAGAUGCAAGGUAGAAGCGACCUGAUAAAGAAAGGAGCAGAGCGAUAUAAAAUCGGGACAUCGGAUGGAAAUUACCUAGACACCAUUUUUAUCAGUCGCAAAAGCAAUCGAUUUCCUCGUGGAGAGUUUUUGGUUAUAACGAGUGAAGGAAAUUGUGGUUUCUACGAAACGGGAGUAAUUGGGACUCCAAUAUCUUGUGGCUAUUCCGUUUUGGGAUGGAAUCAUCCGGGAUUUGCUUGCAGCACUGGGGCUCCGUAUCCAGAUCAAGAAGAAAACGCAAUUGAUAGCGUAGUGCGUUUUGCAAUCGAUCAUCUUGGAUUCCCAGAAGAGAAAAUUAUUCUCCAUGGAUGGAGCAUAGGAGGAUACACGGCCACUUGGGCUGCUAUGAACUUUCCGAAAAUAAAAAGCCUGAUAUUAGAUGCAACUUUCGACGACGUUUUACCUCUCGCAACUUCAAAAAUGCCACCAGCGAUAGAAAAUAUUGUCCGUAGUACGAUACGCCAGUACCUUAACUUAAAUAUAGCUGAACAAUUAAAUAGAUAUAAUGGAACUGUAUUGCUUGUGAGGCGAACAGAAGACGAAAUGGUGUGUGCACCUUCCCCAACUCUCUCCGGAAAUCGAGGAAAUGUUUUACUAGCUAAAUUGCUCGCAAGACGUUAUCCACAAAUUUUUUCCGAGGAUUCCGAUACCGGUCCUCUUUUAACAAACUUUUUAAAUGCACAGAGUCUUAAUGCACGCAAGAUAAUAAUGGAUGCAAUUGGAGUGAAUGAAGCACGAUGUGUGGAAAUGGUAGGAAAAGAUUUAUCAAAAAACAACUGGGUGGUCAGCUAUCCUUCCAAGUUAGGAGAGGACUGUACUUCAGAAGUCAAAAAACAACUAGCCCUCUUCCUUGCGACGAAGUACAUGAUCGACCAAGCGUCUCAGCACUGCGUUCCUUUGGAAACUAAUCUCUUUCACCCUGGUUGGGAUCCCUUAGAGUGUAAAAAGCACUUUGACAAAUCAACAUUUGAAACGUAAUUAGUAUUGCGGAAGAGCCUCGAUUCCAAGGCCCUGCUACACUCUCAGGAUACGUGGAUAAACCUCUACUCUCUGUGUUACAAUCUACAACUGUUUUUUUUUCUUGUCUGAAGACAGUAUUUAUUUCUUACAAAGUCUGGUUGUAACUUCAUUUACAAAAGCGUCGUAUUUGCGACGCGACCACUUAAAAAACGGUACAAUAAUUUACAGUUAAAUAUUUUCAAGGAUUGAAACAGUGAUAGUAUUUUUCUUUGUACUACAGUAAACAAUAUUCGCAAAGCAUUCGUGGUGAUUUGCCUUUGAGAAAUUCGUGUAACUACAAGAAAUUCUCGAGAAGCAAACACAGCAUUUAAUAAUAGUCUAGCAAUGUUUUCACCUCAUGCACUGUGUGAAAUCAUUGAGUGAAAUUUACGACUAGCCUUCGGGGUAUAUUUUAGUGAUAUAAAGAGAGUGAAAUUAUUCUGUAUACAAGUGAAUAUUUAAUAUCAAAAGUAGUCUUAAUUUUCUUCUUGUAGUGGAAACAAUCAUUACAUUCGAUAAGCCACGGUAUUUAUUUGAAUAUAUGUAUGCGGUCGUUACAUACAUUAAGUUUUGCAAAAAUUUGUUACAAAUAAAUAGAUACAUCCAAUAA